Molecule: messenger RNA, 1359 nt
Organism: Formica exsecta
Lineage: Eukaryota; Metazoa; Arthropoda; Insecta; Hymenoptera; Formicidae
Product: rac GTPase-activating protein 1-like
Exons: 7
Coding region: 230-1126 (298 amino acids)
Source: RefSeq, a predicted model, not a curated record
AAAGAGAAGAGAUAGAAUAGAGAAUGUGAGAGUAAGAGAGGAUGGAGGGGGGAGAGAGAGAUCUUGUUGAAAAUCUUUUAUGGAAAUAGAUAAUUAACUAAAAGUUUCCUAUUUAACUGUUUGGCAAGGUUGAAAGAUUUGAAUGGCUCUGAAAGUUACAAACCUAGUGUUGCUACUAAGCAUAAUGAAAAAGGAAAGGAUAAUCCUUGCGUGAUAUUUCCGAUACAAUAUGAUGUCAUCUUUGGUGAGCAACAAUGAGCUACAUGAAGUUUCUACUAAUGUGCAACAAAUGAAAUGUCUACCUUUGCAAGAAUAUCAACAACUUUGUCUAGAUUUAGACAAGGCUCAUCAAGAUAUCAUAAAUCUUAAUCAGAAGUUAUGUCAUGCUAGAAAAAACUUGGAGGACGAAAAACGUAAACGUCGAGUAGUUGAACACUAUAAAAGUUUACUGGAAAGUCAAUUUAAUGCAACUAGAAAAAUAUUAUUUCAUGAUGGAGAAGUGAAUUUGGAUGAAGAAAUAAAGGAGAAAUUACAAUUUCUUACCAAACCUAUGUUUGAAUUAAAAAUGUGCAAUAAUCUACAUAUUCAAGACAAACAGUCCGAUGGACAACUGACCGCAAUAGCAGAAAUGGAUUCAACAGGUUCAAUACUAAGUGACUUAAAUUGUUUAUCAAAGUCAGAAGAUGAUUUGGAUACCGAUGUUAUUAUACAGAUUGAAAAAAAGAAAAAGUGGAGAGAGUAUAAACUUGGCGAUGAUUAUACCGCAAAUGAACAAUGCAGCACAUUAGAUAAAGUUGCAGAAUUUAAUUCACACGAUGGAAUAACAACCGCAGUAAAAAGAGUUAAGACAAAUGAUGAUACGCACACUGUGUCUUUUAAAAUCCAAGUUACAUCCGAUAAAGAAAAUAUUGAUCCCAAACCAUUGAAUACAGAAGCACGUGCGAAUCAUAGCUUUGUAUCAAAGAUAGUCAUUAAACCAGAAAUAUGUACUUUAUGCAAUAAAAGAAUCAGAUUUGGAAAGACAAUACUAAGAUGCAGAGAUUGCCAUGUUAUGUGUCACGCAGAAUGUAAGACGCAAGUUCUUUCGAUUCCAUGUGUUUGCGAGAAAGAUAACAAUAUUAUAUAGUGUAUCUAAUUUCAGGUUGUCAAAAGGUAAAACUAAUGCUUUGAAACUUGCUACCUAGCAGUAGAGCUAUAUCAAAAAUAAUAAAAGACGCAUAGUUUUGCAAUUUAUUCUGAUUAAAACUUAUUAAUUUUAUAUGUCGUUGUAUAAAUAUAUAAUUAUAUAUCAUGACAUGUCUAAUUUAAAAUGUUAUAUAUCACAUGUUGGGAAUAUUUAAUAAACAUAUAGCAUUUUUA